This is a messenger RNA of Gadus morhua (Atlantic cod), 5329 nucleotides long. It is a transcript of the gene cnksr2a, whose product is annotated as connector enhancer of kinase suppressor of Ras 2a. Gene Ontology annotation, molecular function: protein binding. Gene Ontology annotation, cellular component: cytoplasm; membrane. Lineage: Eukaryota; Metazoa; Chordata; Actinopteri; Gadiformes; Gadidae. Bases 351 to 3413 code for a protein of 1020 amino acids. The transcript has 24 exons. The record is from RefSeq and is a predicted model, not a curated record. Gene Ontology annotation, biological process: regulation of signal transduction.
GUAAGAGAGCGCGAGCGAAAGCAGCAGCAGUAGCAGCAGAGGCUCCACGGAGGCGACACAUGUCAGCCUGGCUUGGGCUGAGGAAUGUACCGAAUUCCACGACACGCGCGCCCGGGCUGUCCCGCGCUCUGCUGCUCGCGGCUGUAACGGCUCUGCGCUAACGUGGGGUGCGGGGGGUGGGGGGGUGGGGUUGGGGGGGUAGGACAAGACGAGACUCCCGUUACGGAGCUAUAGGAAGUGGACUCGCACUGGACGGACUGUACCAGUAACACGACCCCGAGUCACCCCGGAUUGAUCUGUUGAGUUCGGACGCCUCGCAGAUCUAGGGCAGACCUCGCAAAGUUUUCUCGAUGGCGCUCGUGAUGGAGCCGGUGAGCAAAUGGAGCACGAGUCAGGUGGUGGAUUGGAUGAAAGGUCUGGACGACUGCCUGCAGCAGUACGUGUGUGUGUUUGAGCGCGGCGGCGUGUGCGGCGAGCGCCUGCUGAGGAUCAGCCACGGGGAGCUGGAGGAGCUGGGCGUGUCGCGCAUCGGGCACCAGGAGCUCAUCCUGGAGGCCGUGGACCUGCUCUGUGCCCUGAACUCGGGUCUGGAGACAGAGAGCGUGAGGACUCUGGCCCACAAGCUUGGCGCCUCGGCCAAGAACCUCCAGAACUUCAUCUCCGGCCGCCGCCGCAGCAGCCAAUCAGAGAGCAGGACCUCCCGUCGCCUUCCGAAUGACCUUUUGACCUCUGUGGUUGACCUUAUCACAGCUGCCAAGAGCCUGCUGGCCUGGCUGGACAGGUCCCCGUUUGCGGCGGUCGCUGAUUACUCUGCAACCAGGAACAACGUCAUCCAGCUCUGCCUAGAGCUUACCACCAUCGUACAGCAGGACUGUACGGUGUUCGAGUCGGAGAACAAAAUCCUGCACGUGUGUAAGACCCUGUCGGAGGUGUGUGAACACAUAGUGUGUGUGUCCUCGGACCCCCUGGUGUCCCAGUCGGCCCACCUGGAACUGGUCCACCUGACCAACAUCAAGCCCGCUGAGGGGCUGGGAAUGUACAUCAAGUCAACCUACGAUGGCCUACAUGUGAUCACAGGGACCACAGAAGGGUCCUCGGCUGACCGCUGUAAGAAGAUCCAUGCAGGAGAUGAGGUCAUCCAAGUCAACCACCAGACUGUGGUGGGCUGGCAGCUGCGUAACCUGGUGGGCUCCCUGCGGGCCGACAAGGGGGCCGUGUCUCUCACGCUGAAGAAACGCCCCCAGAGCACCCUCAGCUCUGCCCCCGCGCUGCUCAAGAACAUGCGCUGGAAACCCCUGGCCCUGCAGCCAACCAGGAGCCCCGGCAGCAGUUCGGCCACGCCCUCGGGCACGCCCACCAAGAGCUCUGCCCUCCAGGAACUCUACAUCCCGCCUCCUCCAGCCGAGCCAUACACACCGAGAGACGAAACGGGUACCGUCUCUGGAGACGAUGUUCCUCGUAGCCAUGAAAGCAUUGUGGUUGCUAAGCGACCAGAGUCACCAAACUCCUUCCUGGACCAAGAGUCCGGCCGACGGGAAGAGGAGGAGCCUGUGUACUGCACUACGCCCACUUACGGUAGACUGAGACCUAUCUCUAUGCCUGUAGAGUGUAACUGGACUGGUGAUUACGAGGACCCAGCCAAGCUCAACAGAGACAACCAGAGAGAGGCGUCACUGCUGCGCUACGUGGGAUUCGCCGGUAGGGAGGUGAGGACAGGCUCUGAGGACUACUCAUCCCACACGGCCCGCGUGGGCAAACGGUCCAAUGACACGGCCAAGAGGGCAAAGAGGCGGAGCCACCACAGCCAAAGUCCCUCCCACUACGUCCUCCAGCCCAAUCAGAGGGACUCUCCACCAAGAGAGCCCGCCCCCAUUUAUCACACCUACCAGCAGACCUCGUUGCAGGCGAAAAGCAGGAAAAAGAACAAAGGCCGGGGCCUGACCUCUCUGAGCCGGCGCCGGGUGUCCUGCAAGGCGCUGGGCCGGGGCGACUGCGAGGGGUGGCUGUGGAGGAAGAGGGACGCCAAGGGCUACUUCUCCCAGAAGUGGAAGAAGUACUGGUUCGUCCUGAAGGACACCUGCCUGUACUGGUACAUCAAUGAGGAGGACGAGAAGGCAGAGGGCUUCGUCAGCUUGCCCGAGUUUAAGAUUGAUCGUGCGAGCGAGUGUCGCAAGAAAUAUGCUUUCAAAGCCUGCCACCCCAAGGUCAAGAGUUUCUACUUUGCAGCGGAUGGAGUGGACGAUAUGAACAGGUGGUUAAGUCGUCUCAACAUGGCCGCCGUGGGCUACGCUGAGCGAGAGAGGAUACGUCAGGAGCAGGAUUACUGGAGUGAGAGUGACCAUGAGGAGGAUGUGUCGUCCAGUCCUAAACAAGACAGCCCCCCCCCUCCCUAUGACACCUACCCACGCCCCCCUCCAAUGACUGCGUACCUGGAAGGCAGAACGACUCGCCUGUCGUCUACGGAGACAUCGCGCUCACGAUCCUCCCAGGAGGACUUCCUGUGCACUGACCCCACCCUGGUGGGGAACAGAGGGGGAGAGCCGCAGUACCACCCCGGCCCUCUGGGGGGAGCUACCACGCACAGUGGCAGGGGACCAGGGGGCAGCAGCAGCAGCGACGUGCCCUUCCGCUCUGACCCGGUGGACUACCGCUCCAGUCCAGCGGGGGGCAGCAGUGAGACGGGCUCCCCGGGCCGCUCCUCGUCCUCCCAGAGGAGGUCCUGGCAGGACCUGAUCGAGACCCCGCUGACAGAGGCAGGGCUCCACUACCUGCAGACCGGACCCCUGGAGGACGCCGUGUUUGCCGAGCCGUCGCCGCCCUCCAUGGCGCUGGGGGGCGGGGUUUACACGCUCCCGGCGCAGAAGAACAUCCCGUCGCCCAUGACGAUGCAGAGGACGGUUCCCGCGACGACCCACGGCGGGAAACCCCGCAGCUUCACCCUGCCGCGAGACGGCAGCCUCCACAUGCUGCUGACCCCAGCCGCCCAGGAGGACCUCGGCGGACACACAGGCGGAGGAGGGGAGGGCGCGUCCCUGGGCGACCUGUUCCGUGCGUGCGAGCAGGGGGGCGUGUGCCCUCUGGGGCGGGGGUCAGAGGUCAGGGGUCAGUCGGAGUUCAGGCAGUCGUUUCUGCGCCGCGCCGCCGACCCCCAGCUCAACGACCAGCUACACCGCCUCCGCAUCCUGACCUCCACGCUAAAGGACAGGGAAGGGGAGCUAGCACUGAUUGACAGGCUGUUUGCCAAUCCGACGCUGUCGUCCAUCGAGUUCCAGGAAUGGAAGAGAGCCUAUCAGGAGCUGUUCUCUAAGGAGCCGCCUCCGCUGGCGUCACCGCCCGACGACCAAUCAGAGCAAGCCCCGCCCCUGACCCCGUCGCUCUCACACACGCACUCCUACAUCGAGACUCACGUCUGACGGACGAACGUGCGGAGACACACAAAACACACGCACACACGUACGAACUCCCCACCUGGCUGUCUUUUUGCGACACACACACACACACACACACACACUUUGCUUUCACUCCAUCGUGUUUGGACGUCGUGAGCAGGAAGCACUCGGGCCGGUUGCCAUGGCGAGGACAGGAUGGGGCGAUGAGGGACGGCUUUAGAGGACUCGCAGGGGAAGGCGCACUCAUCUGUCACCUGACUGCUUUUCUCUCAAGGAGAGGGGGGGGUGGGGGGGGUGGGGGGGGGGGACUGUCGAGUGACUCACCUCCCAGCUUCACUGCCUCGCGUCACGUCUGUGUAUACAAGCCGUCACUCCCCCCCAACGUUGCGCUGGGGGUGGGGAGGGGGGAGGGGGGAGGGGGGAGGGGGGAGGGGGGGGUGGGUGAGUUUUCAAUGUAGAAGGACCCUUAAGUGCCACGCCGGCCAGCCUUUCCACACACCCCUUCUCCUCCGCACUUCCCGCUGUGACGCGUCGUCUUGGAAACGACCCACGACAGAGCGCCGGCCUCUGACGGAUCUCGAGUUCCGACUGGCUCUCCCGUCCCUCGCGGACGUCAUAAGCAGUCCGCAGCGUUUCUUUGCAUCCAGUAGGAUCCCAGUGCGUCGUCGCUCUCCGAGCUGUCCAUUGGUGAUAUUGUCCACGGUGUUUUAACCCCUAGCUUGUUGUGCCGUAUCCAUGGUUACUGUACAGUGUGACAUAUAUAAUAUUCCUUGUAGGACUCGCUCACUCAGGAGUCAAGCACUAAACUAGUCAUUGUCCAAAGCCUUGUGAAUUAAUAUUAUUAUACCCGGUUUACAGCGAAAGUACACUGUAUAGGUGUAUAGAGGAGAGCAAGCACAAGUCUUUUCUAAGUGAUACAUUAGGGUCCGUUUCUAACUUUUGUAGAGCGCUCUGUGGGUGCUGGUCUGGUAGGAUGACGCUCUGUGCUGGGCUGGUCCUGAAGCAUGCACUUCGUAACGCUCUACCCACCAUGACACGUUUGGACAAAUGGCCGUUUCUCUAUCUAUGAGUGUAUACUGCAUGAAACGAGAUGAUAUUAUAUUUGCAUAGAAAUUAAAUAUCUGCCGCUGAAGAGAAUUGUAAUAACUGAAUUAUUUAUUCGAAUUGCUGUUCCUCAAAUAAUACUUUGUGCUUCGACGACACAACAGUAUGGGGAUAAUAUAGUACAUGUAUGUAAAUAACUAUGUGUACUUGUGUGUACACAUCUAUGGCUUACCUUUCCCCAUAUGCACGCACACACACAUACACACAGCCCAUGCCCCUCCUACACAUGCACACUCACACGCAUACAUAGACACACAAGCACACACACACAUAUCCCCCCUUACAAACUCACGCACUCACACACACACGCACACACACGCACACACACACACACACAAACACACACAAAAAUAUACACGUUAACACAUACAUACACAAAAACAUAUAUGCAUGAAUGCAUAUGCUGGCACAUGAACCAACAUGAACAAUCAAAAAACACACACACACACACACGCACACACACAAUAUGCUCCUCUUUAUACAGACGUAGAUCCAAACACACUAUGAAAUGGAUCCUCAUUCCAUAUGCUGCUGCUCGUGGUUGGCUGUGGUCGCAUGUGUUUCCUGUAGUUCAGUACUGCCUUUCUAAUCCUGUGUUCUUGAAUAUCUCCAAACAUUAGCCCUCUCUUUAACAGCGCAACCUUAGUGUCAUGGGUAUGUUUGGUUUUUUGAUUCUGUUGUGUUUAGUUAAUGAUGAGAAUUUGUUUUGGAGCAAAGUCUGUUUGUUCCUUCGACGGUUAAAGUAGUGUAAAGUAGGUUGUGUCAUUACUUUUCUGUUUGUGUUCUGUUGGGAUAGUUUCAACCAAUAAAGUUUUUUUUCCAUUCGGAUGACAAGA